This is a messenger RNA of Knipowitschia caucasica, 1560 nucleotides long. NCBI's taxonomy places the organism in Eukaryota, Metazoa, Chordata, Actinopteri, Gobiiformes, Gobiidae. The record is from the annotation of a GenBank genome assembly.
AUGGCGACUGCGCACCCCGAUCUCACCGACGCCAAACCGGGGAUAACGCGUGGAGCUUUUGGUGGAGGCGGAUGCGACUUGGACCCGAGGAUGGACCUGAGUGGGCGUGAGCAGCGGGAGGAGUGGCCUAUAAACCACGGGGGGCCAGACCUGCUCACGCUACUACAGCUACAGCAGAGGACCGCGCACACGUCCCACCUGCCCCAGAACACACUCCUCUGGCAUCUUUUACGCGCAGCAAGCUCCGUUUUUACGCACACGGGGACGAUGGAGGCGGCCGUGGUCUCCAGCCUGGCCCGGGUGGAGGCGGUGGAGGCGGUGGACUGCAACAGCAACGCCCUGGACGCGGAGCUGGAGGUGAAGAAGCUGCAGGCGCUGGUGAGGAAACUGGAAUGGCAAAACGAACAGUUACGCACCAGAGCGCAGCCGGCACAGACACAAUGCAGACGCUCUCGGGAGUACUUAGAGCCGAGCCACGGUGAGGAAGAAGAGGAGGAAGAGGAGGAAGAGGCGGCUCUGGAUGAUUUGGAGCCCCUGGAUUUGGAUUCUAUGUGUGCGUCGCAGGGAGACUCGCAGGAGACGUGGUUGUACAUCACGCACAGCCCUGACUCCGGCCUCAGCUCCAUCACUCCUCUGCAGUGGUGCCGACAGACUCUGGACAGCCCCAACUCAGAGCUGGAGUCCACCAGGAGGUCCCUGUCCUCCCGCCUGGAGCAAGCGCCCCUGACCUCCCCUCGGGACCCUCACCUCCUGCGGACCCUGAGCCCGGUGCCCCAAGACCUGUCCCCGAUGGCGGAGCGCAGUCCUACGUUCCUCCCACACCUUUCCAAACGCAGUCGCAGCCUGCAGAGGGCGAUGUUCAGUCCUCAGUCUCCGGUCGACCCGGAGAACCCUGUGUGUGCGGGGUUCAAACUGCAGGAUCUCACAGACGUCCAGGUCAUGGCGCGGAUGCAGGAGGACAGCCUCAGACAGGAGCUGAGCCUGCCCCGCCCUCGCCGCAGCCUCAGCCUCAGCUCCUUCAGCGGCGCCCUCUCAGGCCACGAGGAGGACGAGAGCGGAGACGACUGCGCCCUCCUGCCGCCCCCCGCGCCCCCCCUCAGCCGCCUCGCCCACUCCCACACCCUGCACAGCUUCCACAGCCUCCGGGACUGGCCCACCGCCGCCGCCCCGCCCAGCCCCCCGCCCCCCUCCGAUGGAUACGGCUACAGCGCCACGGGCCUGGAGACGCCGCAGUACACCCCCCUCGUCUACAGGGGGCAGGCGUCCGUAUCAGAUAGACUGCGCAGGAGCAUGCCCAACCUGGUGCGCGCUCCCAGCAUGCCUUGCAGCGCCCUGCCCCGCUCCCCCAGCGCCUCCCCCAGAGCCUCCCCCAGAGCCUCCCCCAGAGCCUCCCCCAGAGCCUCCCCCAGAGCCUCCCCCAGAGCCUCCCCCAGAGCCUCCCCCAGAGCCUCCCCCAGAGCCUCCCCCAGAGCCUCGCCCUGUCUGCUCCGCUACAGCCACAGCUUCGACCUCUCCUGCGGACUGUCCCGGCUGCACUCCUUCAGUGAGUAUCUGCUCUGA